AGAAGUCACAGAGCAGGCCCCUCCUGAUGAUGAUGAUGAUUUGCCACAAACUCUUGCCGCACCCUUGACACCAUCUUCAUCGGAGCCUGACCAACCUCAGCCUGGACCAUCUGGAAUAGGUAGGAUGUCACCAGCCUUCUCUGCUUCAGCGGCUAGCACUCCUGAAGCAGCACCCCAACCUCGGCAGACUCCAACUCCAACAGCUUCAUCUCCUCCAAUUCUCGACGUCACUCCCGAAGCUGUGCAGCCCUACCCGAAGGCUCCUCCCCGCCCUGCUGCCAGAGGGCGCAAGAAGAUCCGCGCCUGCAUCCUGACUGAGGAUGAGGAGGCUCUUGGCCAGCUGCGGGAGAAGGAGGAGAAGAAAGCAGCCAGAGAGGAGAAGAAGCGGAGGUCGGAGGAGAAGAAGAGAGAGAAGAAGAGAGAGCAGGAGGCACGACAGGCGGCAAAGAGGAGGAGGAGGUCUGAGCCAGUUGAGGCGAGCAGCAGCGAUGAGGAGGCUGCCGACAAUCCUGCACUGUGUGACGACUCAUCUGAAUAUUCAGAUGAGUUUGCAGAAGAGCUCGAGCAUGAUGCUGCCUCCUAUCCUUUCGUCCAGAAGGAGCCAGAGAUGCCAAGGUCAUGUUGUGUGCCUGGAUGCAAGUCCAAUUAUUCUACUGCAGACGCAUCAGGGUUCAGGUUCCCGGAAGAUGAGCAGCGCCGGGUGCAGUGGAUAAGAGCCAUCCGUAGAGAGGACUUUAAGCCAACAACGAAUACAGUGGUCUGUGCCAAGCACUUUGAACAGCAUUGCAUCCUUACAAAAGACAGUGUUACACGUCCUGACGGAACUGUGAUAACAGCCAUGAGAGGACGGCCGUCGCUAACAAAGGAUGCCUGCCCCACCAUCUUUGAAAACCAGCCAAAUGACUGCUCCGAGGAUGCUCUCUCCCAGUGUGAUGAGAUUGCUAUCAAGAAGGAGGAGGAGGAUGUUUGCAUCAAGGAAGAGCCCAUUGAAGACUUGGACGUCAUCACUGGCUGUGGCACCUUUGUCCCUGUGCUGAAGUCCAAGCCAAGAAGCAACAGCGACCACUCCGAGGAUGCUCUCUCCCAGUGUGACGAGAUUGGUAUCAAGGAGGAGGAGGAGGACGUUUGCACCAAGGAAGACCCCAUUGAAGACUUUGACCCAGUCACUGGCUAUACCAUCUUUGUCCCCACGCUGAAGUCUAAGCUGAGAAGCGACAGAGCUCAGCGUGCCUGUGCUGAACACAAGCGCCGGCCCAGGAAGACUGAUGGUGGUGUUCCUGCCCCGGCCACGCCAGAGGGGACGGAAAAGGGGCUCAGCAUUACCAGCAGUGGAGGGAAUGAUCUUGGCUCGCAUCAUGACAGUCGUGCCAACACAUCUGAUGUCAGGCACGGCAGCGUCUCGGCGGCAGUGCCCCCAGCUGCAGCGAGGCCCUCCACUCACACUACUGUAGGAUCUGGUGGACCAUUCUUGGGAGUCGUGGCCCCGAACUCCUUGAACCCUCCACAGCCAAGUGUUCCCUGCACAACCAUUGGGGCACACUCCAUGUUUCCAGUGAUGGUACAACAUUUGGUGGUUCAGUCUCCAAUUGUUUCACUCAUACCGUGCCCCGCGCCGCAGCCGAUGAUGAUGCAUCCAACCGUCCAGGGCUACCACCACUGGACCCACCUUGCCACAACAACAGCAGCAUUAGCAGCACCAUCAACAGCAACAACAACAACAACAACAACAACAACAACAACCCAACCCCCUGAAAGUGGUGUUCCCCCCUUGUCCUCCACUCCUCCUAAGAAACUCACAAUUCAAACAAUGGAAGGAUUGAACUUUGCGGAGAGUGAAGGAUUCAAGAACAUUGAAAUAGACAGUCAUCAUGACAGCGUAACUUUUAGAACCAAUGUAAAGACCAAGGAGGAAUUUGAGCGCUGGAAAGAAAUCUACUGCUACAGGACCAACACCUGCUUCAACUCCGUAUUCAUCGUUCCUGUGACUGGCAGAUACAAGCACUUCAAAAAACACUUUGUCUGCCGCCAUGGAGUGAAGCAUGCCAACAAGGUGACGUCCACUGGAUGCAAGGUGCAGAUGGAAGUCACAAUUCGGGCCGUGCACAAGAAUAAUGAUGACAAGCUGCUGGAGGAGUUCCCGUGUUAUGUCACCAUCAAGGGGCAGCACAACCACCCCACAGACUCUGCAGACUUACAAGGGCAGCGAAGAUUACUGCCAAGCAUAAAGAACAUGUUUCUUAGAUACUUUGAACAAGGCAUGACAACUGCUCAGGCUCAGAAACACCACUCGAUGAAGAUGGAGCUUGUCGGUGACCUCAACGGACCGGUAAACCCUUCCAUCAGCCCUAACUAUCAAUCCAUUGCAAACAUGCGAACACAGUGGCUGAAGAAGGAGCCCGGCGCAUUGAACAACCUGACCAUGCUUGAUGCUAUCGCGUGCUAUGCAAGUAACCAUCAGGACGUUACCAUUAAAGUUGAUGCGACAUACAGGCGGUACAUUGUCGUGCUGGUGACCCCGUUCAUGAGAAGAGCACACCAGGAACUCAAAGAAGCGGGAGAAGUUGUGUUUGUGGAUGCAACUACACGUGUUGACCAUCUGAACCCGGGUGUUGUACCUCUCCUCUGUGCUGGAGCGGCGGGGGCUGUGCUGUUGGGUGUUCUCUUCACGUCAUCUCAGGAUGAAGGAACUCUUACAAAAGGUUUUGGUAUGAUGAAGGGCUGCUUGGGAGGGAGUGCCUUCUAUGGGAGAGGAGCACCACUUGCAUUCGUGACUGAUGAUUGUUUGCCGGAGAGAAAGGCACUUGCAGCCACCUGGCCUGACGCAAAACUCUUCCUUUCCACAUUCCACACUCUGCACAAAGUUAGCCGCUGGAUUCUGAAUGCCAAGCAUCGGAUAAAGAAGUCCCACCGCCAAGAACUGAUGGCUUUUGUGAGGGCGCUGGUGUGUGCUGAUACUCAAUCAGCCUUCAAUAUGCUGUGGGAGUCAUUCCAGGGUAAUCCUCUUGCACAGGAAUACCCUAACUUCACCAGGUACUUGACCAUGCUGACCCAACGAAAGGCUGAGUGGAGUCUUGCUUUUCGUGCCAGAACAACCUUGCAAGGACACGACGGCAACAGCUUUUGUGAAACAACCUUGCUCUUCAUCAAGGAAGUUGUUCUCAGCAGGUGCAAGGCAUUCAACACUGCUCUGCUGGUUGUGUUCGUGGUCGAGAUCUUUGAUCUUUACAUGCAGCAACGCCUGCUGGAUGUGGCACUGAAGCGGCGACGCGUCAAGCCUAUAAACGCUGCCAAGGUGUCCAUGGAUGUAUUAUCUCCUUUGGGUGGUAAUAAAUUCCAAGUGCAGAGUGACUCCAAUCCAUCCGAAACAUUUACUGUGGAUCUCUCUCUUGGGAUGUGUACGUGCCUCAGGGGAGAGAAUGGUGCCACAUGUAAACACCAAGCAGCCUGUGCAGAGUACGGUGUGACUGUGGCACCUCUGUUGUUUGAGCUUAAUGUCCAAAAUAGACAGUGGUUGGCUGCACUUGCUCUUGGGAAGGACAAAGUUCCAGAAGAAGGCAUCUUCAAAUCUCUGGGGGCUCCAGAGCAGGAUUCUCUGAACACCAAACACAAGGAAGCAGAGUCGAACACUGACGCACCAGAUUCAAGCAAUAGCCGUCAAGAGUGUGAGUCAGCCGAGGAGGUGUCAAUGGAAAUUGAUCCUCCUCAAAACAAUGAAUCUUCUGUCAGUUUAAAAAGUACUCUUCAGGAUGCAGCUCAGUCUCUGGCAAAUACUCUGAUGGAAGUAGUAAAAGAACUGGGCAAUGAAAAAACUUUCCUGGCCCUGACAAAGCUGAAGGAGCAUUUCAAAGCUGUAAAAUCUUCAGAUCAGUUAAACAGCUUGCUUUUAAGCAUGAGUUCAGAAAAUGUAGAGAAAGGUGGAUGUGGCUGCGAUAGGACUCCAUGCCAGCCAUCUUCCACCUCAAGAAGAAAACCAGAUGUGCCAAAAGGAGCCACAGCUUUGUGUAGGAGACAAAGACCUGCAGGUGCCGUGUCCAAGAUGAAGCGCCCCAAAAACUUGGCUCACAGUGUUCUCAGCAAAGUUGCACACGCUAAGUCACACGGCACUGAACACUGAGCUCCAUAUUCUAAAACUCUAACAAUAACUUUAGCAAUGUUAUGCUGAUGAUUGUUUGUACAUCUUACUUGUGAGGUGAAUCAGGACUCUUAGCAAGUAGUUGGCCGGCCCUCUUGAGCAGUAAGAAUCUACAGCUGUCAUCUGUGGUGCUGCAAUGUUUCCUGUGGUAAAUGAGGACAAUAGUAAAGACUUCAUUUAAGAAGCUCAAAGGCAUAUAGUCUCUCUCUCUCUCUCUCUCUCUCUCUCUCUCUCUCUCUCUCUCUCUCUCUCUCUCUCUCUCACACACACACACACACACACACACACACACAGGUACAGUUGCGCUACUAAGUGUUGAGACAGUUUGCAAUGACUUUCGUUCAAAUAAUGCAUAAUAUUAUUUGAAGGGAAGGAAUGUUUAGGAGUGAUUUUGUUAUGGAUACACAAAAUAUAAUAUCAAGAAAGGAAAUAAAUUCAAUAGAGAGGAAGUUUUUACCUUUAACGAAACAUUAAGCAGCUCUGCCAAAACAUUUUGAUACAGUUUUCGUUCAAGACAUUAAAAGAGUCAAAUGAGUUUUAUGUUAAGACUAAGUAUAUAUUUGACUGCACAAAUAUAUUGCUCUUUCUUUGAAUGUAGUGAUAAACCCUAUAUUAUAAAAUAAUAGGAAAAAAUAAUUAGCUGCACUUCAUUUGAUGAAAUGUGAAAUAAAUACUACAUAAUGAACUCGCAUUUGAUGAUGACGUCAUCGGGAACGACAUUCGUGUAUGACUAUAUAAAUCUUGUGUGUGUGAAAUCAGCGAGAUUCUGAAAAAAAUCACAAAAUCAAUUGUCUAUAUUUUUAAUUAACGGUAAAAUCCAAAGAGAAGUAUCAACAAGUGGCCAGACAUAUAAUUCAAAGUUGCACGAGACACACGACAGACGAUGCGAUAUAGCCUAUUGUCUGGGUAGAGGAGAGCUGAUGCUUGGUCAGCGCUGCACUGCUAGCCGACCACUUUCUUCCAUUCAUCACUGUCGAGUUAGUUAUAUACAUCUGAUCAAAAUAAUAUUAUUUAUAACUUGUAGGUAUGAAUAGUGAAGUGACCAUUACUUCGCCCCAGCAACUCUGUAAAUGAAUGUGGCUACAUAGCCUAUCAUUCCAUAACGUUUCUCUUCGCCACAUUCACAUAAUUCACUGUUAACCCUUUCCAUCUGUGACGCAGACGUCGGCGUCACAUAUGGAAAGGGUCAAGAGGAAAUGGAAGAGGAUUAAUCCUCUUCCAAACCUUUCAAUCCUCCUCUAAAUUCCUCUUAAUCCUCUUCCACUUCCUCUUAAAGAGGUUUAGAAGAGGACUAAUGGUGAUGACGUCAGACGCCCUUCGGACGCCGACAUUGGCGUUGCCUGAUUGAAGGGGUUAAGUUUUUAUUGCAUGUAAGCGAACCACUGAUAUUUAUUAGGUGUGUGCAAAACUAAAGAGUUUAAAAUUAAGUAGUUUUAUAAAAGUCGGUGGAGAAUGUUUCCCUGAGGGUAGUUGCCAGAUGUCGCCAGCCUACGCUCCAUGUCCGAAAGAUUAUGAAAACUGUCUCAACACUUCGUAGCACGACUGUACCUCUCAAUAGACGCACUUAACAUCACCAAAUGUGGGGUACAAACUUGGCGGAGGGACUGUUUUGGGGGGCCAAUGAAGGUAACGGGCUAAAGAGUGGCCUGUCCGGAUAUUUUGUUUUUAUUUAUUAAUGAUCCACGAGACAUCCUAGAGUUAAAUCAAAGUAUGUGCUUAUCUUUGUAUUCAUUCAUACACACACUGGUAAUAUUUCUGUGGUGUCUGAUUCACUUAUUAGAGUGAAAUUCUUUUGUGAAAAAGUCACAAAUUCGUGUCACUGAUAAAAAUGAAACUAGUAAGGAAAGUUUUGUCACCAUGAAAUAUACACAAAUAGAUAAAUAUGAAAGCUCACAAAGUCACAAUAAGUGACAUCACCUGCUUUGCGCAGUAAAAGUAUGCUAUUUCAGGUACCUGAUACCCUCAGAAAGGCGUGUGCGCUGCCUCGGGCCUCGGAGCUACAGCCUCAGCGUUGCCAGAUUGUCGUACUCAGCCGAUUAUAUUUCCCGACUUCCUACCCCCAAACUGUCUUCUGGGCUCCAAUAACGAAACUAAUUUAUAGUUAUCGUUAAAAGAGUAAGAUCCUGAUGUUUCUUGGCAAUAGUUAGGCGUCAGAAACCGGUAAAUAUUGUGCUCUGAGUACGAUGACCCGGCAACGGUGGCUAUACGUAUUUUCAUAUUAUUGUUCUGUUGUUUAUUCAAUGUUCUGUUCAAGAAAAAGAAUACCCAUAAUUUUAGUUAGUUUUUGGUUAUAAGGAUUCUUUACGAAAUACAAUUACAACGUUACCUCCUCUACCUUAGGAAACGUCCUGAGUCCUGGAUCGGCUAUAGUGAUGUUAGGUGUGCCUAUUUAUGCAAGUACAUAUUGUGUUCCUGGUGAGCUCACAUAAUGUAAACAAUUUUUCCCAUACUGUAGUGUUAAGCACUGUACAUGUGUGUGUGUGUGUGUGUGUGUGUGUGUGUGUGUGUGUGUGUGUGUGUGUGUGUGUGUGUAGCUGAUGUGUUCACUGCAUGAGUCUGACCAUCAAACAAGUUAAAUCAUGCGGUGGAGGUUAGUGAUGCCAACUCCUCCAUGGCAUUUACAACUCGCCCAUCAGAGUAGCCACAACCCGCUAAAAUAGAGCGGGAAAUACUUGGAAUCUGGAGGUCACCUGGAGGACUGAACCCCUGCUGCAAUUUUUGAUUAGGAUGUUAUUUUGUAACCUAAAGAAAUUAUGUAAGUGAAAGUAUAUGCUGGCUUUUUAACAUCAUGUCAAAUUGAAUUUGCAUAUUUUAAGCUCAUUUAAAACAAGAGGUACCUGCACUGCAU
Eriocheir sinensis (Chinese mitten crab) is the source of this 6980-nucleotide messenger RNA. Its product is annotated as translation initiation factor IF-2-like. Gene Ontology annotation, cellular component: nucleus. The transcript is spliced from 12 exons. The coding region runs from base 125 to 4114 and encodes 1329 amino acids. Gene Ontology annotation, molecular function: sequence-specific DNA binding; zinc ion binding. NCBI's taxonomy places the organism in Eukaryota, Metazoa, Arthropoda, Malacostraca, Decapoda, Varunidae. The record is from RefSeq and is a predicted model, not a curated record.